Molecule: messenger RNA, 1665 nt
Organism: Eimeria maxima
Lineage: Eukaryota; Apicomplexa; Conoidasida; Eucoccidiorida; Eimeriidae
Product: DNA methyltransferase 2, putative
Exons: 1
Coding region: 1-1665 (554 amino acids)
Molecular function (GO): methyltransferase activity
Source: RefSeq, a predicted model, not a curated record
AUGCAAGCCGGCAGCAGCCUGGCCUGCUCCGCAGGCCUUGACGGGCAGUUUUCAGACCUUGUUGGAGACGCUGCAUGCUCCGGAGGCCCAGUUUGGGAGGGCGGCCCACUGCGUGUCUACGAGUUUUUCAGCGGCAUUGGGGGCUUGCGCGUGGGUCUUACCGAGGCCCUAGAGAGCCUGAGGAGGAAAGGGCUUUGCGAAAUAGCCACGGAAGUUGUGGGAGCCUACGAUAUCAGUACAACUGCCAACGGGGUGUAUACACACAACUUCAAAACUUCACCAAUCUGCUUAUCUAUAGAACAUCUUUCCUUGCAGCAUGUAGACGGGCAGGCAGACCUAUGGCUGCUGUCGCCUCCUUGCCAACCUUACACAAGGGGGGGCAAGAAACUGGACAGCCUAGACGGAAGGGCAACGGGCUUCUUGCACUUGCUGCAACUGCUUAGCGGCUGCUGCUCUCCGCCUCAGUUCAUAUUCUUAGAAAAUGUCAGGGGAUUUGAGGGCUCAGACACCUGGAGACGCAUGCAACAGGUGCUCCGUAGCCAACACUACCGAGUUCAACACUUCCUUCUCUCUCCUACACAAAUUGGCAUUCCAAACACAAGAGUCCGAUACUACUGUUUGGGCUGCAGAGACACAACCCAACCCCUGCAGCAAGGUCUGCAGUUGCUGCUUCCAGAGCUGCACCAGCAACAGGGGAAUCAGAAGCAGCAGCAGCCGCUGCUUCACAUCCAAGGGGCGCCAGAGUCUUCUCAGAAAAGCAUCGUGGAGGCUCCUGAGUUGCAGAUGGUGCCCCCCAUCUCAUCGGGUGCCCUAGGGGGACCCCCAUUUGAAGUGCGGUGUGUUGGGGAUUUCUUGGAGGUAAAUAUUACACCGGAGGAGCAGCAGGCCCUGCGCAUUCCUGCUGGUCGCCUGCGGCGCUUUAUUGACGUGAAUGAAGAAACGGAGACAGUUGAAAGGGGACGAAAAGCGACAGAGUUGGAGGAAAACAAAAGCGGAGCAGGGCACGGAGAUGGGGACAGAAGAGAAAGAGAAUGCCGUACAAACACAAGCGAUACAGAGAAUGACGCUGAAGAGAGACAGGGGGAAUGGGCAAUAGGGGAGGAAAAUAGCCGUAUAGCCAAUACGAAAGCUCAGUCUUCUAGGGGCAAUGGCUUCAGGCUGGAAAUAGUGAGCCCGACACAUACUGCAUGCGGCACCUUCACCAAAGGGUACGGACGCAACCUCCACUCUGGGGGCCCCCUCCUCCUCAUUUCUGAAGGCCAGUCCCCGCCAAGGGGCCGCGAAAAAGGAGCAGCCACAGUAGCAGCAGCUGCUGCUGCAACAGCAGAAGCAACAACAGUCGAAGUUGACAACACUGCAACAGCAUCAUCAGAAGCAGUGUCGACCGAAACGGCCGCUGCAGCAACAUCCGCAGCAGCAGCUGCAGUGCUAACUCCUCAGACUUUAGAACGAAGCCGAUUCCGUCGUCUGCAGGAGGGGGAGACCAUCCGCUUUUUCUCAUCUAGGGAAUUGCUGCGACUCCAUGGAUUUCCUGAAUCUUUUGCCUUUCCCUCCUCUCUGCCGUUUCGGAAGAGGGCAGCCCUCGUGGGCAACUCCGUUAACGUUAAAGUAGUGGCCCUGCUGUUGGAGUACCUGCUGCAGCAACAUGUACAGCGGAAGCUGUAG